UCCCUCCCAAAAAGCCAAAGCCCCACCCAAAGCGGCGACGCCCCUCUCUCUCUCUCUCUCUCUCUCUUCUCUUCUCUUCUCUCCUCCACGUCGCGGCUCGCGCCUCCAAAUCCCCCCCCGCGAGGCGAGCAGGGCGAGGCGGCGAAAGCGCGACGCGCGAGCGGAUCGAGGCGGCGGCGUCGGUGCCGGCAUCCACCGCGUGCAUAGGUUGCGUCGGCGGCGGCGGAAGCGGGGCGCGAUGACGGACGGCCACCACUUCAACAACAUAUCCCUCGGCGGCCGCGGCGGCAACAACCCUGGCCAGUUUAAACUUUAUUCGGGAGGACUUGCAUGGAAGAGGCAAGGUGGAGGAAAGACCAUUGAGGUUGAAAAGUCUGAUAUCACUUCUGUGACAUGGAUGGCAAUCCCCAGAUCCUAUCAGCUUGGUGUUUCAACAAAGGAGGGCCUCUUCUACAGGUUCUUUGGCUUCCGUGAACAGGAUAUCAGUUCAUUGACUAACUUCAUGGAAAAGAACAUGAGAAUCACACCAGAGGAGAAGCAGCUUUCUGUUGGUGGACAUAAUUGGGGCGGAAUUGAAAUCAAUGGCAAUAUGCUUAGCUUUAAUGUUGGUUCAAAGGAAGCAUUUGAAGUCUCUCUAGCAGACGUAGCACAAACUCAGAUGCAAGGAAAAACAGAUGUUGUUCUGGAGUUUCAUGUGGAUGAUACUACUGGUGGUAAUGAGAAAGAUUCAUUGAUGGAUUUAAGCUUUCAUGUACCAACUUCAAAUACUCAAUUCCCUGGAGAUGAGAAUCGUCCUUCAGCUCAGGUUUUAUGGCAGGCUAUCUUGAAUAAGGCUGAUGUUGGCUCAUCAGAGGAAGCUGUUGUUACAUUUGAUGGAAUUGCUAUUCUUACUCCAAGAGGUCGAUACAGUGUUGAACUUCAUCUGUCAUUCUUACGACUCCAAGGACAAGCUAAUGAUUUCAAAAUUCAAUAUAGCAGUAUUCUUCGCCUCUUUGUUUUACCAAAGUCAAAUAAUCCUCAUACCUUUGUGGUUAUCACUCUUGAUCCACCAAUUCGCAAAGGACAGACAUUAUAUCCUCACAUUGUUAUUCAGUUUGAAACUGAAGCAGUCGUUCAAAGGGAUCUGACAUUAAGUGAUGAGGUUUUGGCUGAAAAGUACAAGGAUAGACUGGAGAACUCUUACCAGGGUCUGAUACAUGAAGUGUUCUCCAAGGUCCUUCGUGGCCUAUCUGGUGCUAAAGUUACGAGGCCAAGCACGUUCCGCAGUUGUCAAGAUGGAUAUGCAGUGAAAUCAUCACUCAAAGCUGAAGAUGGAUUGCUCUAUCCGCUGGAGAAGGGCUUCUUCUUUCUACCAAAGCCCCCAACACUCAUUCUGCAUGAGGAGAUUGAGUAUGUUGAAUUUGAGCGACAUGGUGCUGGGGGUGCUAGUAUCUCAUCUCACUAUUUUGAUCUCCUGGUCAAGCUGAAAAAUGAUCAAGAACAUCUAUUCAGAAAUAUCCAAAGAAAUGAAUACCAUAAUCUCUUCAAUUUCAUCAGUGGCAAGCAUUUGAAAAUCUUGAAUCUUGGAGAAGCUCAAGGUAGAGCUGGUGGCGUUACAGCUGUUCUUCAGAGCACUGAUGAUGAUGCUGUUGAUCCUCAUCUGGAGCGGAUCAGAAAUCAGACUGGCGAUGAUGAGAGUGAUGAAGAGGAUGAAGAUUUUGUGGCGGACAAGGACGACAGUGGAUCUCCUACUGAUGAUUCUGGAGAGGAGGGUUCUGACGCUAGUUUAAGUGGAGGAGAAAAGGAGAAAUCUUCCAAAAAGGAAGCUAGUAGCUCAAAGGCGCCUUUGAAGAAGAGGAAGCCAAAGGGUGGGGAUGCGGCGGAAGGCUCGGAGAAAAGAAAGCCAAAGAAAAAGAAGGAUCCUAAUGCCCCUAAAAGAGCAAUUGCACCAUUCAUGUACUUCUCAAAAGCUGAGCGAGCUAAUCUGAAGAACAGCAAUCCGGAGCUGGCUACCACAGAGAUUGCGAAGAAGCUUGGGGAGAGGUGGCAAAAGAUGACAGCCGAGGAGAAGCAGCCAUACGUCGAGCAGUCUCAAGUUGACAAGAAGCGCUACGCGGAGGAGUCAGCCGCCUACCGCGGGGCGGCUGCCAUGGAUGUGGACUCCGGCCCUGCUUCGGACUGAAGAGAAGAGACCUGAAUUGCAUUCCAGAUUACCCUUAGUCUAGGAGGGCGACAGACAGGAUACGGCUAGUGGCAUCUCUAUUUCCAUGUAAAUAAAACUUAUGAGUUAUCUGGAUGUAAAUAAAACUAUCGUAGGUAUCUUUCGAGUCCCGUUCUAUGAGUGUCUUAUCGCUUUAUCUUAGCUAUAUAUAUAGAUAGCAGCUAUAGUAUAGUAGAGUUCUUCCCGCCAUUUAUGCUGGCCGGAUAACUUACCUUCACCUAUGUAGCAGCAAUAAGCAUGCUUAUCUGCUUAGUUAAAUUAUAAAUGCGUGUUCUAGCUGGAGAAUCA
Messenger RNA from Oryza sativa Japonica Group (Japanese rice), 2488 nucleotides. The record is from RefSeq and is a predicted model, not a curated record. Lineage: Eukaryota; Viridiplantae; Streptophyta; Magnoliopsida; Poales; Poaceae.